GCCGGCGCCUGGGACCCGGAGGGGCUCCGUGCCGGGACAGCAUGUGACACUGCCCAGGAUCCAGCCCCGAUGGAGGCUGAGGAGCCCGGACAUGGAGCACCGGCUCCCGUCCCUGCCACAGCAGAACUCAGUGCUGUCCCUGAAGCUCUCAUGAGAAGCAGCCAGACCCCCACCGUGGGCCCCGAUGCUCAGGAAGGCCAGCACCCAGCCCAUAAGUGGGCAGAGGGAUGCAGACCCUUGGAGACCCAGCAGAGAGAUGGGAAUGAGUGUGCAGCGGAGGGUGUGGCCUCUCCCCCCGCAGGAGCCCUGGUGGAUGUGCACCCCAACCAGGAAAACCGUCUGGCCGAGGCCCGGGACAUGCCAGAGGGCCAGGAUGCAGGGCCCCGGAGCCCAGCAGACAGACAGGCCAGGACCCCAGCUCCCCCAGAGCGCCGGGCCUGCCCUGUCCAGGCUGAACAUCUGAACAUGGUCCCAGGACCCAGUGAACUGAGCAGCAGAUCGGAGGUGGAAUUCAGACCGGAGCUCCCCUCUUUGACGCUGGGGACGCGGCAAGCAGAAGAGAAAGAGGAAACUGCUCCAGAUGCCCCUGCUCAGCCCAGAUGUCUGCCUCCCUGCGAAGAGCUCCCGGCAGAGACCGACCCUCUGCAGGGUUCUGGAUGUGGGACCCUUGGGCCGGGGGAAGAGCCGCAGGGAAGUCCAGGGAGAGAAAGACUUGUGUGUCCCCGGGAGGCCGAGGAGCUGCAGGAGCCGGGACAGGAAGAGAGGGCAGCCCCUGGGGAGGCUGCGUGUUCUGAUGGGCUUCUAGGGGAGCAGGAGCAGAUGGGGGAGCGGGUUAAGGGUACCCAGGGAGGACAGAGGCAGGACGAGGUGGAGCUUGCACAGCAAGGAGAACAGUGGGGGCUCAAUGGGGAGUUGGGAGGCGAGAGCGGCGAUGAGUGGGAGCGGGGGACUCAGGGCCAGGAAGGGCUGGAAGUGGGCAGGCAGAGGGGGGAGUCUCGGGGGCCAGAUGAGAGCAGGCGGGGUGCUCAGUGCCAGGAGAAGCCAAGCUCAGCCAGGAGAGCAGGGAAGGCACCUGGGAGGCAGGAGCAUCAGGGUCUGCCCGGGACCCCGAUGCCCGGGGAGCAGGAGGGGGAGGAAGGCUGCGAUGGGCCAGCACCUCGGGGACUGGGAGGAGAGAGGAGCACAGAAGAGGGGGGCGAGCCGGGUGGUCCCCCCACGCUGGCUCUGGCCGUCCCUGAGUUCUCUCCCUGGGACUCGAAUGCCAGGACCAGGGUUUCCGGGGAGCCGUCUCCCGAGGCUCUGACUCCUGCACUGGAGCCCACAGGGUGUCCCCCUCAGCCCAUUUCUGUACCCAGCUCCUUCCCCACGGCGGGGUCACCUGGCCAAGGAACAGCUCAGGGCAGCCAGCUGGAGGGAUGCGCGCCAGGGAUGGGGGCAGCACCCUGCGGGGGCACGGAGGUGACUUCUCCAAGGACACGAGGGUCGGCGCCUUUCACUUCUGCUGAAGGCUCCCCCAGCAUCGCUGCCCCACCGUCGGCCAGCCCCCCAAUUGCCAUCCCCAGGAAGAAGGCUUCUCUUGCUGCACGUUCUCCAGAAACUGCCAGAGCCUCUUUCUCAUCCGACAACCUGUCUCCCCGAGGGGCUUCCGAGACACCCCCGGCGGCCCUCUGCGGCCCCCCCUCGGCCAGCCCUCUGAGCCCCCUGGCCAGCUCCCCAGGGCCCGCCCAGCACCCCUUGAGCAGCUCCUUCCCUGGCUCCCACAGGACGCCGCUGGCUCAGGACCUGGCCGGAUGGUCGCUUUCCUUCUCUCACGCAGAGUUGCCCCAGAGGCCCCCCAAACCUGCUGCCCAUGGCUCUGUGACCCCGAGAAGGGACAGGAAAAGCAGCCGGGACUGCAGCGUCACUCCAGAAUCCCCCAGUUCGUCGGCCACUCCGGGGCAGGACUCUGGCCAGUUCCCCUCAGAUCCACACCGCAGUCCCCACAGCCAGCCCUGGGGAUCCCCACAGAAUUCAGCCUUUGCCCCCGGGUCUCCUGCCUACGGCUCCUCACCGCCCCCCGUCUUCGUGGAUAUGAGGCUGCAUGAACUCGCGCCCCCUGCUCCCCCAGAGAAGAGGCACGCCCACCACUCCGCGGGGGACAGGGCCAGCCAGCGGGGCGCAGGGGCCCCCACCCUGAGGCAGUGCAGCUGCCCUCCUUCACCGGUGCCCUGUGGCUCCCCCAAAGGCUCACUUCCCGAAGCUCCUGACCCCCUUGUGGCAAGGCAGUACCGACCUCUGCCCUCCACCCCCGAUGACCCCCACCCUACUCGGACCUCUUCCUCCCCGAGGCUGAGAUACAACAAGCCACUCCCCCCAACUCCUGACCUGUGCCAGCCCCCCCAGCCUCCCGGGUCUCACAACAGCCCAAGGAUCUACAGGCCUCUACCCCCUGUCCCUGACGCAGCCGCCCCCGCGGAGCCACCCCCGCUGCCCCCCAAGUCCAGGGGGCGGAGCAGGAGCAUUCAGGCAGCGCUGGUGAACUCAGGGGGUCAAGUCCAGCCGAGGCCCGCCGGUCCAGAGUGGACGGCCUCCAGCCCCCACUCCGCUGGACGUACCUCCUGGCCCCCGGCCACCGGCAGAUCCGCAGACGCUUUGGCUCCCUCCAGUAGGAGUAAGAGUGAAGCGUCCCCCAGCACGGCUUUUAGCAACCCCACGACUCUUCUAAGUCCUCCUUCCCCAACCAGCCCCUGGACUCUGGGGCUCCAGGCUCCCGCCUUCGAACCCGGGCUCUCCGGAGAGUCCGAGGCCCCUGCCAGGGGAGCGUUGAGAAGAGCAGCCCCCCAGGAAGGAGCCAACGGCCUGAGGAGGUUGGAUCUCGGUUCCGCCAGGCAGCCUGAAAAACCCAGCCAUCCCCACUUGGAGAAGGCGUCCAGCUGGCCCCACAGGCGGGACCCGGGGCGGCCGCCGCAGGGCAGUGGUACCCCGCCCGCCGCCUCCGUGGAGGGCUCCAGCAAGCACAAGGGCUGGCACCGGCAGGGCCUGCGCAGACCGUCCAUCCUGCCCGAGGGCUCGGCAGAUACCAGAGGUCCAGCUGUGGAGAAGCCCCCGGGCCCAUCAGACACCAUUGUUUUCCGGGAGAAAAAGCCGAAGGAGAUGAUGGGGGGCUUUUCGCGACGCUGCUCAAAGCUCAUCAACUCCUCCCAGCUGCUUUACCAGGAGUACAGCGAUGUGGUUCUGAACAAGGAGAUUCAGAGCCAGCAGCGGCGGGACGGCCCGGCAGAGGCCCCCGAGCCCGCCUCCCCCCGGCAGCCCCGGAAGGCCCUGGUGUCCUCAGAGUCCUACCUGCAGCGCCUCUCCAUGGCCUCCAGAAGCUCCCUCUGGCAGGAGAUCCCCGUGGUGCGGAACAGCGCCGUGCUGCUGUCCAUGACCCACGAGGACCAGAAACUGCAAGAGGCCAAGUUCGAGCUGAUCGUGUCCGAGGCGUCGUACCUGCGCAGCCUGAACGUGGCGGUGGACCACUUCCAGCACUCGGCCCAGCUGCGCGCGGUGCUGACCAACCAGGACCAGCAGUGGCUCUUCUCGCGUCUGCAGGACGUGCGUGACGUCAGCACCACGUUCCUCUCAGACCUGGAGGAGAACUUCGAGAACAACAUCUUCACCUUCCACGUGUGUGACGUCGUCCUGAACCACGCCUCCCACUUCCGCCGCGUCUACCUGCCUUACGUCACCAACCAGAGCUACCAGGAGCGCACCUUCCAAAACCUGCUGAACACGAACAGCAGUUUCCGCGAGGUCCUGGAGAAGCUGGAGAGCGACCCCGUGUGCCAGCGCCUGUCCCUCAAGUCCUUUCUGAUCCUGCCUUUCCAGCGCAUCACGCGGCUCAAGCUGCUCCUCCAGAACAUUCUGAAGAGGACACAGCCUGGCUCCUCGGAGGAGGCGGAGGCCACGAAGGCGCACCACGCCCUGGAGAAGCUGAUCCGCGACUGCAACAGCAACGUCCAGAGGAUGCGGCGGACGGAGGAGCUCAUCUACCUGAGCCAGAAGAUCGAGUUCGAGUGCAAAAUAUUCCCACUCAUUUCGCAGUCACGCUGGCUGGUGAAGAGCGGAGAGCUGGUGGCGCUGGAGUUCAGUGUCUCCCCGGGGCUGCGCAGGAAGCUGAACACGCGUCCCGUCCACCUGCAUCUCUUCAAUGACUGCCUGUUGCUGUCUCGGCCCCGAGAGGGCCGGUUCCUGGUGUUUGACCAUGCUCCCUUCUCCGCCAUCCGGGGGGAGAAGUGUGAGAUGAAGCUGCACGGAUCUCACAAAAACCUCUUCCGCCUCUUCCUGCUGCACAACACCCAGGGCACCCAGGCCGAGUUCCUGUUCAGCACGGAGACUCAGAGUGAGAAGCUGCGGUGGAUCUCGGCCUUGGCCAUGCCCAGGGAGGAGCUGGACCUCCUGGAGUGCUGUGAUGCCCCCCAGGUGCAGUGCCUUCGAGCCUACAAACCCCGGGAGAAUGACGAGCUGGCUCUGGAGAAGGCCGACGUGGUCAUGGUGACUCAGCAGAGCAGCGACGGCUGGCUGGAGGGCAUGAGACUCUCAGAUGGGGAGCGAGGCUGGUUUCCUGUGCAGCAGGUGGAGUUCAUUUCCAACCCAGAGAUCCGCUCACAGAACCUGAAGGAAGCCCAGCGAGUCAAGAUGGCCAAACUGCAGCUGGUGGAACAGCAGCCCUAGCUGUUCUCUGGAAGGACUCUCCGGAGCUGAAGGGCAAGAGGUUCUUGGAGAGGGUUGGCCCCACAACCCUGAAACAGAGGCCUUCUCUGGACCAAGAACUAGACCCGCCAAGGGCCCAGGGACAGAAUCCAGCCACUAGUCGCUAGUCCCAGGCUUCCUUUUUUGUGCUCUGUGCUUGGUCGGGGAUUUUGAGGGACUUUGCACUGGAUUCUGGGAAACUUUUCUUACAGGAAAGGAGACCACUGUGGCCCAAACCAAGGAACUCUGCAUAUUCUACUGUGUGGUUCUUAAACGUGCUCUGCUUCCGGAGGGCAGAUUCUGAGCUGACCAUUGUGGCGUAUGUUCAACAGAAUCUGACCUCGGUCCACUGGAGGAGACGUUUAAAGGGGGUUAGCCUGUCAGAUGGGAGGGUCAACUGAUGACCUCUAAGGUAUCUUCCAACCCUAACAAUUUUGCGUACUUGUUGGCAUGAGGUUUGUGCAUGCAUCUCUGGGAUUUGUCUGUCUAUGGCAAUGUGAGGGUGAUACUCCCUCACUCUAAUA
Molecule: messenger RNA, 5234 nt
Organism: Molossus molossus (Pallas's mastiff bat)
Lineage: Eukaryota; Metazoa; Chordata; Mammalia; Chiroptera; Molossidae
Gene: ARHGEF5
Product: Rho guanine nucleotide exchange factor 5
Exons: 15
Coding region: 70-4692 (1540 amino acids)
Biological process (GO): intracellular signal transduction; activation of GTPase activity
Cellular component (GO): nucleus; cytoplasm
Molecular function (GO): guanyl-nucleotide exchange factor activity; protein binding
Source: RefSeq, a predicted model, not a curated record